Molecule: messenger RNA, 3220 nt
Organism: Telopea speciosissima
Lineage: Eukaryota; Viridiplantae; Streptophyta; Magnoliopsida; Proteales; Proteaceae
Product: leucine-rich repeat receptor-like tyrosine-protein kinase PXC3
Exons: 2
Coding region: 123-3005 (960 amino acids)
Biological process (GO): protein phosphorylation
Molecular function (GO): protein kinase activity; ATP binding; protein binding
Source: RefSeq, a predicted model, not a curated record
AUUAACACACCUUCCAACACCAAACACCACAAAAUCCCAUCUUCCCCUUCACUUCCCUCUGUUCUCCCUGCUUCACACUCUUUGCCUUCCCGUCCUGCACUUCUGUUAAUUCCUUCAAAACCAUGGAGUAUGAUAAGCUCUUCCACGCUAAAAUGGGCAGGUAUGCGCAUAUCUCACCCUUCCUCUGCUUCUUCUUCUCCGUUUCUUUCAUUAUUUUGUUCUUUAUUCCUGUGGCACGGUCUCAACUCCCUGAAAACCAGAAGAACGCCGUGAAAAAACUCUCCACUUAUCUCGGCACAGACCCAAAUAAUCCAUGUUCAUGGAAAGGAGUUACCUGCAGCAACAACAAUCAAUCCAUCACCCAUCUCUCUUUUCCCUCUUCGAUGCUCUCUAAAUCUGAUUUUCUACCUGAUUUGUGCCAAAUUCAUACUUUACAGUCCCUGGAUGUCUCCAAAAAUUAUUUGUCAAUCAUCCCUGAUCAGUUCAUCAGAGACUGUGGAGGGAUUAAUGGGCUUAAGAAGUUGAAUUUCAGUAUGAACAGGGUGUCUGGUCUUUUGCCUACUUUUGAGGGUUUUGGUGGGUUACAGUACUUGGACUUGUCUUAUAAUUCAUUUAAUGGAAGUAUUGAUUCUCAAUUAAAUGGAUUGAAUGGACUCAGAAGCUUGAAUCUGAGCUUCAACCAGUUCAGUGGCUCUGUCCCUUCCAAACUCGGUAAAGCCAUGGCUUUGGAAGGGUUGGAGCUCGCGUACAACCACUUUGUAGGUCAAAUCCCUGAAGAAUACAUGAAUUACACAUCUCUAGUUCUGCUUGAUCUCAGUAAUAAUCUGCUUUCUGGGUCUGUUUCUGAUAGUAUAGGACAGCUCUCCAAGUUGGAGACUCUCCUUCUGUCCUCCAAUCAUCUUAAUGGAGGAAUUCCUGUGAGUCUUUCAAGGAUUGAGACACUAUAUCGGUUUGCUUCUAAUCAGAAUCACUUUUCUGGCAAUAUUCCUUCUGGGAUUUCAAAAUAUCUGAGGAAUUUGGACCUUAGUUACAACAACUUAACUGGUUCAAUCCCAUCAGACUUUCUGUCACCACUAAAUUUGCAGUAUGUUGAUCUGACUUAUAAUUCAUUGGAAGGGCCGAUUCCGUCGAACAUUUCAGAGAGUUUGAUUCGGUUAAGACUUGGGAGCAAUUCUCUUGAUGGUACCAUCCCUUCUCUAACUGAUGGAAAGCUGUCACAAUUGACUUAUCUCGAGCUCGAUAACAAUAAAUUAACUGGGUUAGUUCCACCACAACUGGGAACCUUUCAGCGUUUAGCUCUGUUGAAUCUUGCUCAGAAUGAUCUCUAUGGUCUAUUGCCGAAAGAGUUGGGAAAUCUUCAUCAACUUCAGGUUUUGAAGCUCCAAUCCAACAAACUCACUGGAGAAAUUCCUCAAGAAUAUUCACAACUAUGGAAGUUGUCUAUACUGAAUAUCAGUAGGAAUUCAUUGAACAGUUCGAUCCCAUCUGCAAUUUCCAGCUUAGGAAAUCUCACAAUACUUGAUUUACGGGAAAAUAGAUUUGAUGGUUCAAUACCCGAUUCAAUUGGGAACUUGAACUCCCUGUUAGAACUCCAGCUGGGAGACAACAAAUUGAGUGGGAAGAUUCCUAGUAUGCCUGGUAAGUUGCAGAUUGCUCUCAACCUCAGCAGGAACCUCUUCGAUGGGUCUAUCCCAGACACUCUAAAAGGCUUGAGUGCUUUAGAGGUUUUGGAUCUCUCACACAACAAGUUUACAGGUGAAAUCCCACGGUUUCUAGCCGGUCUCCCAAGCCUUACACUACUGUUACUUUCCAACAAUCUGCUAUGCGGUAAUCGUCCAAACUUCCUCCAGCCAGGGAUUGUUGUUGAUACGAAUGGAACUAACGUAAACACUACACCAACCUCUGGACCAACCCCUGGACCAACCACUACUUCACCAAAGAAGCGAAGUUCAAUUUUGGUGGCAGUUAUAGUUGCGAUUGCUGCUGUAGCUGCUGUUGCGGUCAUCGGAGUGAUUGCUGUACUGUUUUUGAGACGUUUCUACAGGGUCAGCAUUGAGAGCCUACAACCAGAGGAGCAUCUCCCCAUCCCGCAGAUUAUAGAUUAUCAUAUGAUAACUGCAAAUGUCACUCAUCGAUCAAGUAUUGAUUUCACAAGAGCCAUGGAAACGGUUGCAAACCCUGCCAAUAUCAUUCUGAAGAGUAGGUUCUCUACCUACUUCAAGGCCAUUAUGCCUAAUGGAGAAAGCUAUUACAUCAAGAAGCUCAACUGGACUGACAAGAUAUUCCAACUGGGGACCCAUGAAAAGUUUGGAGAGGAGCUAGGGGUCCUUGGGAAGCUAAGCAAUGCAACCAUCAUGAGCCCUCUGGCCUAUGUUUUGACUACUGAUAGUGCUUACCUCUUCUAUGAAUAUGCCCAACAGGGAACCCUCUUUGAUGUUCUUCAUGGAAGCUUGGGACAUGCUCUUGAUUGGGCCAGUCGGUACAGUAUAGCCAUUGGAGUAGCUCAGGGUCUGGCAUUUCUCCAUGGAUGCUCCAGUGGUCCAGUUCUUCUCCUUGACCUUUCAAGCAAAAGCAUUUUUCUGAAGUCUCUGAAGGAACCCCAGAUUGGCGAUGUCGAACUAUGUAAGGUCAUUGAUCCUUCAAAAAGCACAGGGAGCCUUUCAACAGUAGCUGGUUCUGUCGGUUACAUUCCUCCAGAGUAUGCUUAUACAAUGAGGGUUACAAUGCUUGGGAAUGUUUAUAGCUUUGGUGUUGUCCUGCUGGAAUUGCUGACUGGGAAGCCAGCUGUGAGCGAGGGAACUGAGUUGGCAAAGUGGGUAUUGAAUAAUUCAAUUCACCGUGACACAUUGGAAAAGAUCCUUGAUUUUACUAUCAGCAGAACAUCGCUUGGAGUUCGAAGUCAGAUGCUAGCAGUUCUCAGGGUUGCUCUUGCUUGUGUUUGUGAUUCUCCAGAUUCAAGGCCAAAUAUGAAGAGUGUGGUUAGGAUGCUUCUUAAUGCUAGAUAACUAGCUUCCUCACAGGCCACAUUAAUUAUUUAGUGGGUUUCAGUAAUUUUUUGAGAAGAAUGAGUAUAUGAGUAUACACAGCAAUUCUGUAGUAUGUGUUCUUGUGCCAAGUUAUAGGGAUAUUUGUUAGUUAUACCUAACUGUACAUGUAAAUGGUAAAACUAUUUCCCCCGUUUAUACUUUAUAGUAUAUAGAGCAAUUCUGUUUUUGGUUGU